CCGCUCCUUUUUUUCUCUCCCCUCCCCUUUCUCUUGCCCAGUUCCUCUGGCACAUUCGGAAAGGAAGCAGCUGAGCUCACUCUUCCUCCCGAGCGGGAGCCCCGGGGCGCUCUCUUAUCUCUCUCCAGCUCCAGACGGCCCCUGGGAGCCGGGAACUCCUAGGUUCUAGGAUCCUUUGCCUGACUCUCCUCUCCCCCCAUCUUUUUCCAGCUCCUGCCCACCUCCCCGCCACUUUCCUUCCUUUCCUCCUCCCUCUUUAGCCUCGUUCCGCAGGGAGACUUGGACUCCUGGGUCCCUCUGCGGCAUCCCCUUCUCAUUGUCCCUCCUUAGGUUUUUAUCCUCAGUCCUGCUUUCUUUCCCCUCCCUCCCGUCUUCCCUUAUUCCUUCGGCUCUGCUCAACAUUUGGCCCAGCGUCUGCUGGGGGCCCGGGGCCGGGGGUGCCCUUGGGUACCGGCUGGAGCAGGUGGGGCCCCGCAGGAUGUACCCCCAAAGCAGGCCUCCGGCCGGACAGACCUUCAAGUUCUCUAUCUUAGAGAUCUGCGACCGCAUGAAGGAGGAAUUUCAAUUCCUGCAAGCUCAGUACCAUAGCCUCAAACUGGAGUGUGAAAAACUGGCCAGUGAGAAGACUGAGAUGCAGCGUCAUUACGUCAUGUAUUAUGAGAUGUCCUAUGGCCUCAACCUGGAGAUGCACAAGCAGGCGGAGAUUGUGAAGAGACUCAGCACCAUCUGUGCCAAGAUCAUCCCCUUUGUGAAGCAGGAGCAUCAGCAGCAAGUCCUUCAGGCUGUGGAGAGAGCCAAGCAAGUGACCACAGCGGAGCUGAACAGCAUCCUCGGGCAGCAGCAGUUACAGCACCUGUCACACCAUAUUCCACCCGUACCCUUGACCCCCCACCCUGCAGCGGGGUUGCUAGCCCUGUCUGGAGCCCUGGCCACCCAGGCCCAGCUGGCAGCCAGCAUCACUGCCGCUGACACAACUGCCAAGGAGGACCAGAGGAGCCCAAGCACCGGGGAGCCUCCAGCAGGCAGAGGCCACAGCAGCCGGAGUCCGUCCCCUUCACCCCCAGGGAGCCCAGUGGAAGAAGAAUGGCUCAUUGGUCAGACACACAAACAGGAAGAGAAGGAUCUUCUGGGAAACUAUGACAGUGAUGGAGACAAGAGUGAUUAUAAUCUAGUGGUGGAUGAGGAUCCUGUCUCAGAACCCCCAAUCCUGGUGCCCACACCCAGCCCAAAGCUACUCAGCCACCCGGAUGGGCCCGACAGUCCAGCUUCUCUGUCCUCCAGCCAGACCGCAUCGACCCCCAAAGGCAAGGACCCCAGCCUGAAGCUGCUUUCUGUCAGCAAGCCCAGAAGCCCAUCCUCCUCCCCAGAUGCCUCCACCCCUGGCCCCAGCUCUGCCAGCAGCCUGCGGCAUCCUGCCACCAAAUUCCUGUCUGUCCCAGAGAGUGCUGCCUUAAGGAGCGCCCUGACGCUGUCCGGCCCCUUUGCUGCGUCCCUUGGCGUGGGAGCCCACGCUCUGCUCGGCGGGGACCUUGCCAUGCCGCGCCCCUACGUGAGCCUGCACCUGUCCCCACAGGUCGGCGGCCCCACGACGUACGGCCACUCCCCCAUGGUGAGUGACCACUGGGCCCGGGUUCUGGGCCGGCCCGCCUCGGCCUUCCCCUCCACCCAGAACCGGGCCUUCAUCCCUCCUGCAAACUGCUGCCCGGCGACGGGCCUGAUCGUGGGGGGGCCACACCCCUCCAUCUGGGCCCGCCCCACCCCCCAUCGGGCCGACUCACUUCCUCCGCCCGCCCUCGCCCUGGCCAUCGCCCGGCGCAGGUCCUUCUCCUGCUGCAGCGACGGCAACAUCGUGGUCUGGGACCUGCAGAACCAGGCCAUGGUCAGGCAGUUCCAGGGCCACACGGACGGGGCCAGCUGCAUCGACAUCUCCGACUACGGGACGCGGCUGUGGACGGGCGGGCUGGACAACACCGUGCGCUGCUGGGACCUGCGGGAGGGCCGCCAGCUCCAACAGCACGACUUCAGCUCCCAGAUCUUCUCCCUCGGCCACUGCCCGGGCCAGGAGUGGCUGGCCGUGGGCCUGGAGAGCAGCCACGUGGAGAUCCUGCAUGUGCGCAAGCCUGAGAAGUACCAGCUUCACUUGCAUGAGAGCUGCGUCCUCUCCCUCAAGUUCUCCUCGUGCGGGAAGUGGCUUGUGAGCACGGGGAAGGACAACCUGCUCAAUGCCUGGCGGUCGCCCUAUGGGGCCAGCAUCUUCCAGUCCAAAGAGUCAUCCUCUGUCCUCAGCUGCGACAUUUCCGGCAACAACAAGUACAUUGUGACAGGCUCGGGGGACAAGAAGGCCACAGUGUACGAAGUGGUGUACUGAGGCUGCCCCCGGCCCCCUCUGGGAUCUCCCACCUACCUGUCCUCUCACCCCCAGCCCCCCCUCCCAAUCUUCUGAGUAAAUAAACAUUUCUGUCACAUGUGUUUGUCCAUGUUGGGCUGCAGGAGGCCGGCCUUCUCUUCCCCCCAGCCACCUGACCUGGGGCUGGGGAGGGGGCACUGGCCAGGGAUGUGGUGGGAGCCAAAAGCAGACUGGGGGGGGCCAAGGGGAGGCAGCAGAGGCCCCUCC
Sarcophilus harrisii (Tasmanian devil) is the source of this 2614-nucleotide messenger RNA. RefSeq names its product transducin-like enhancer protein 2. The record is from RefSeq and is a predicted model, not a curated record. Gene Ontology annotation, molecular function: transcription corepressor activity; protein binding. The transcript has 18 exons. Gene Ontology annotation, biological process: regulation of DNA-templated transcription; negative regulation of canonical Wnt signaling pathway. The coding region runs from base 479 to 2368 and encodes 629 amino acids. Gene Ontology annotation, cellular component: transcription regulator complex; nucleus. Lineage: Eukaryota; Metazoa; Chordata; Mammalia; Dasyuromorphia; Dasyuridae.